Tachyglossus aculeatus (Australian echidna) is the source of this 1915-nucleotide messenger RNA. It is a transcript of the gene WIPI1, whose product is annotated as WD repeat domain, phosphoinositide interacting 1. Gene Ontology annotation, biological process: protein localization to phagophore assembly site; nucleophagy; protein lipidation. Lineage: Eukaryota; Metazoa; Chordata; Mammalia; Monotremata; Tachyglossidae. The record is from RefSeq and is a predicted model, not a curated record. Gene Ontology annotation, cellular component: extrinsic component of membrane; phagophore assembly site membrane; cytosol. The transcript has 14 exons. Gene Ontology annotation, molecular function: protein binding; phosphatidylinositol-3,5-bisphosphate binding; phosphatidylinositol-3-phosphate binding. The coding region runs from base 125 to 1543 and encodes 472 amino acids.
GGGCCGCCCCACCUGAGGAGAGCCCGUCGCGGCCUGUCGCCACCCCCGUCCCCCCUGUCGCGACAGCCCCCCGACAUCGCCCCCGACGACCCCCCGACAUCCCCUCGACGACCCCCCGACAGUUAUGGAGGCGGCGGAAGCCCCCGCGCUCAGCUGCUUCUCCUUCAACCAGGACUGCACAUCCCUGGCGAUCGGAACCAAAACCGGUUACAGGCUGUUCUCGCUGGGUUCGGUGGAGCAGCUGGACCAAGUCCACGAAAGCAAUGAGAUCCCCGACGUGUACAUCGUGGAGCGCCUGUUCUCCAGCAGCCUGGUGGUGGUGGUCAGCCGCUCCAAGCCCCGCCAGAUGAACGUCUAUCACUUCAAGAAGGGAACCGAGAUCUGCAACUACAGCUACUCCGCCAACAUCCUGUCCGUCCGCCUCAACCGGCAGAGGCUGCUGGUUUGCCUGGAGGAGUCUAUCUAUAUUCACAACAUCAAAGACAUGAAGCUUUUGAAGACCAUCCUGGAAACGCCACCCAACCCGACCGGUCUGUGCGCCCUCUCGAUCAACCAUUCCAAUUCCUACGUGGCCUACCCCGGAAGCCUAGUGACCGGCGAGAUCGUCCUAUACGACGGAAAUCACCUGAAGACCGUCUGCACCGUGCCCGCCCACGACGGGCCCCUGGCCGCCAUCGCCUUCAACUCCACCGGCUCCAAGCUGGCCAGCGCGUCCGAGAAGGGCACGGUCAUCCGUGUGUUCUCCGUCCCCGAGGGGCAGAAGCUUUACGAGUUCAGGAGGGGGAUGAAACGGUACGUGAACAUCGGUUCUCUGGUGUUCAGUAUGGACUCGCGGUUCUUAUGCGCAUCCAGCAACACCGAAACCGUGCACAUCUUCAAACUUGAGCACCUCACGGACAGCCGGCCGGAGGAACCCCCAACCUGGAGCGGCUACGUGGGCAAGAUGUUCAUGGCGGCCACCAACUACCUCCCGUCGCAAGUGUCUGACAUGAUGAACCAGGACCGUGCCUUCGCCACCGUGCGCCUACACUUCUCCGGGCAGAGGACCGUCUGCACCCUGGCCACGAUUCAGAAGUUACCUCGCCUGAUGGUGUCGUCGUCGGACGGUCACCUUUACAUCUACAACGUCGACCCUCAGGACGGAGGAGAAUGUGUCUUGAUCCAGACCCACAGUCUGCUGGGUUCCGGAAAGACGGGAGAGGACCCCGGCACCACCGCCGAGCUUCCGUCGCCCCAGUCUUACGCCGCCACCGUGGCCAGGCCGAGCCCGGCUUCAUCGGGGUCGACGGUGCCGGGUUACUCGGAGGACGGCGGGGCCCUGCGAGGAGAGGUCAUCCCCGAGCACGAGUUUGCCGCCGGACCGGUGUGCCUCGACGACGAGACCGAGUUUCCUCCCGUUUCUGAGAACGCCCGUGUCACGGGCCGCUUUAAUGAGGAUAUUAACGAGCGCCAAAUCCCGGGGAAGGUCCCAGGCGAUCGGACGGCACGCGGUACGCGAUUGAGAGGGAAGCGGGCUGGGAUGUCGGCCCGGUCUUACAGAUGAGGAAGGCGAGAUUAUCUCGUGCCGUGGGAGUCAGAAGGGCAGAGCCAAGCGGUCGUGAGGAGGCACCCGCCUUAGAAUUCGGGAGGAAGAGCGGAGGUGUGCCGGCCCCAGCGGGACAGGUCGCGGGGGCGGGCGUCACGGCCCUCCGCGCCGCUUCGCGGCGACCGCGGCCCGACUAGCUUAGGACCGUCUUUUUAAGAACGGGGUUUUCCUUUUUUAACUUAUGGUGUUAUUCUCUGUACAGUAUAUAUAUAAACAUAUAUAUAUAUAUAUAAAUAUAUAUAUACCUCUAUAUAUUGUACUCUGGAAAAUGAUUUUUGCAACAAAUAACGCGGUGACUGAAAAACGAAGAAUAAAAUCAGAUACGUCUAA